Molecule: messenger RNA, 3132 nt
Organism: Sabethes cyaneus
Lineage: Eukaryota; Metazoa; Arthropoda; Insecta; Diptera; Culicidae
Gene: Top3alpha
Product: DNA topoisomerase 3-alpha
Exons: 4
Coding region: 109-3132 (1007 amino acids)
Biological process (GO): DNA topological change
Cellular component (GO): nucleus
Molecular function (GO): zinc ion binding; DNA binding; DNA topoisomerase type I (single strand cut, ATP-independent) activity
Source: RefSeq, a predicted model, not a curated record
UAAAAUUGUAAACGAUAACCGUACGAAAUUUGACUAAAAUUUCAUCACAAAAUAUGUUUUUUAGUUGAUUCUUAUUGCCUCAAUUUACUUACUCUUAGCAAUAAGUGAAUGUUUCGUGCACUUGCCGCUGUCAGAAGAUUUUGCGCUCACGUCAAAUUAAGCGAUGCUCCAAUGAAGUACCUCAAUGUUGCCGAGAAGAACGAUGCCGCAAAAAAUAUUGCCAACCUGCUUUCAAGGGGAACGUCCCGGCGGCGCGAAGGGUUUUCUCCUUACAAUAAAAUUUAUGAAUUUGAAUAUACCAUCCGUAAUCAACGAGUUAACAUGGUAAUGACAUCAGUGUCCGGGCAUUUACUAAACUACGAAUUCCUACCUUCCUUCCGGGGCUGGCAUAGCUGUAAUCCAGAACAGUUGUUUGAUGCUCCAGUACGAAAAAAUUGUAUAGAAGGUGGAGACAAGGUUAAACGUACUUUGGAACGCGAAAUACGUGGCUGUCAUGCACUAGUUAUCUGGACCGAUUGCGACCGAGAGGGAGAAAAUAUUGGUUUUGAAAUUAUCGAGGUUUGCCGAGCGAUCAAACCACAGAUUGAAGUACUACGUGCGAAAUUUUCCGAAAUUACUACACCCUCCAUAAAACGAGCUGUGGAAAACUUAGCCGUGCCGGAUGACCGUCAAAACGAUGCCGUUAACGUGAGAAGUGAGUUGGAUUUACGCAUUGGAGCCGCCUUUACUCGGUUUCAAACACUACGCCUGCAAAAUGUGUUUCCGGAAAAAAUUGUCAACAAUUUAGUUUCGUACGGUAGCUGUCAGAUACCCACGUUGGGUUUCGUUGCCCAGCGAUAUAAAGAAAUCGAGAAGUUUAUUCCACAAGCCUUCUGGAAGUUGAAAUUGAAUCAUACAAUUAAUGAGCUUACGGUAGAGUUCAAUUGGGCAAGAAAUCGGCUAUUUGAUAAACAAUGCUGCGAAGCAUACUUAAUGGUUUGCCAAUCAGAGCCACAGGCGAAGAUAGUCAGUGUAUCAAACAAACCGAAGAGUAAAUGGCGACCUACACCGAUGGAUACUAUUGAACUGGAAAAAUUGGGAUCCAGAAAGCUGAAAAUUAACGCCAAACAGACAAUGACAAUUGCGGAAAAGCUCUACACGCAAGGUAUCAUAAGUUAUCCUCGUACGGAAACGAAUAUGUUCACCAACGACAUCAAACUGGCACCACUGGUAGAAAUGCAAGUUGAUAAUCCUGAAUGGGGCCCUUUUGCCCAGAAAGUGCUCCAAUGGGGACCAAAUCCGCGAAAUGGAAAGAAAUCGGAUCAGGCUCAUCCCCCCAUUCAUCCAACCAAAUUUGUGACCAACUUGAGUGGAGAUGAGCGAAAAGUGUAUGAGUUAAUUGUUCGUCAUUUCUUAGCAUGUGUUAGCAAAGACGCAACUGGGUCUGAGACGAUUGUCACAGCUAUACUGGCGGAAGAGGAGUUUACCGCAUCGGGUUUGUGUAUCCACGAAAGGAAUUACUUGGAGGUUUAUCCAUACGAUCGAUGGAACUCAAAGGAAAUACAUGCCUAUCAAGUAGGAAAUACCUUCGAACCAACGGAAUUGGGUCUUCACGAAGGAUCGACAACGGCACCGAAUAUGUUGACCGAAGCUGAUUUAAUAGCUCUUAUGGAAAAACAUGGGAUUGGAACAGAUGCGACUCAUGCGGAUCACAUAAAUACAAUUAAGGAGCGAGGGUAUAUUGGAGAAGCAGAUCGUGGUUUUUUGGUUCCUGGAACCCUUGGAAUGGGUUUGGUAGAAGGAUACGAAUCGAUGGAACUUCCAUUGGCUCAACCAGUACUUCGAGCUGGACUCGAAGCAGAUCUAAAGCUUAUAUGCGAAGGACAAAAAGACCCCAAAGUAGUACUUCAGGAACAAAUUCAAAAAUAUAAGGAGGCGUAUAGAGUUAUCACCGAAAAAGCAAGAGCAUUAGAUCAAGCAAUGGGUCAACGGCUUAAUCAAGCUCCUAGAGAGGCUCCUUCAAAUUAUUCAGCGGGUUCGGCUUCUAUCCAAGAAGUGUGUCGAUGUCCUAAGUGCUCUCAGAUGAUGUGCCUUAAAACGAAAAAGGACGGAAAUGGUUAUUAUCUAGGUUGCCUGGGCUUUCCAGAGUGCAAAAAUAGCGUCUGGUUUGACGAUAAUAUUAAAGAAGCUUCGGGAACAGACGAAGUCUGUCAGAAAUGUGGUGGAACCAAUAAGAAACUUUUGGUUAAAUUCAGACAUACACGGUUUUAUGCAUUCCUUAAUCACAUCAAUAACAUAUCUUAUAAAACGUGUAUUGUGUGUGACGACAAGUUCCGAGACGUUCUUGGGAUCGACAUUAGCCUAGUGAAACAAUUUCGACCAAAUGGAAUUAGGGCAAAUGUUGCCAUUCCACAACGUGGGACAGCACCUUCCGGCAGUGAAAGGCGUAAUCCAAAUCCCCCCGGUGAUCGAUCCUGUGGGCCUGGCACUGGCAGAGGCGGAUGGAGCGACGAUGAUGAUCGAAGAGGUGGUGGUGGUGGAGCAAUUUCUAUCGGAGGUUCAAACAGAUCAAAUACAAACAGCGGUUGGGGAGGUAGUUGGAACUCAUCCUCUAGUGUAUCAAAUGGCACACAAAAUAGGCCUAGCAACGAACAAAAUUCGACGAACAACCCGCCGUGGAACAGAAAUCCUCUUCCUGCUCCAACACACAAUACACCGUUCAGAUCUACUAACGAGCAAGUCAUGUGCCGUUGUAGCAUACCAGCAAGGGAGUUAACCGUCAAAAAGGAAGGCCCAAAUAAAGGGCGGCCGUUCUUCGGUUGUUCUAAAGCACAGAAUGAGCAAUGUGGAUUUUUUCAGUGGGCCGAUGAGAAUAAUCCUCCGCAAAACAGUAACAGUGGUCCAGGCACAACUUGGGGUAGUCAAAGUCGACCACCUGCAUCCGGAAAUAACUCUUUUGGUGGUGGAAGUAGCACCACCUGGGGAAAAACGAAUGGUACUAACAGCAGUGACGGACGAGGCAGUAAAGGAAACGCGAAUAAUCGAACAGGUAAAACCGGGGAGCAAGGAAAAGCAACCAGAAAAUGUGGAUUUUGUCGACAAGAAGGUCACACUAAAGCAAAAUGUCCGCAACGUGAAAGUAUGGAUUACUAA